Molecule: messenger RNA, 1434 nt
Organism: Vanrija pseudolonga
Lineage: Eukaryota; Fungi; Basidiomycota; Tremellomycetes; Trichosporonales; Trichosporonaceae
Gene: KGD2
Product: dihydrolipoyl transsuccinylase
Exons: 6
Coding region: 33-1358 (441 amino acids)
Biological process (GO): tricarboxylic acid cycle
Cellular component (GO): mitochondrion; oxoglutarate dehydrogenase complex
Molecular function (GO): dihydrolipoyllysine-residue succinyltransferase activity
Source: RefSeq, a predicted model, not a curated record
UCAACAAGCACAUCCACCACCCCCGCCUCGCCAUGCUCCGCACCCCCCGUGUCCUCUCCACCGCCGCGCGCGCGUCCACCUCGGCCGCCGCCGCCGCCUCGCGCAAGGCCGCCGUCCGCGGCUUUGCCUCGCGCGUCGUCGUGCCAAAGCAGGCCUCGCGCCUCACCGCCGCGCCCACGCUCCUUGCCCGCUCGUCGUUCCACUCGUCGUCCCUCGUCCGCGCAGAUGCCCAGGUGGUCAAGGUCCCCCAGAUGGCCGAGUCCAUCACUGAGGGCACCUUGAAACAGUGGAACAAGCAGGUCGGCGACACUGUCCAGGCCGACGAGGAGGUUGCCACGAUCGAGACUGACAAGAUCGACGUCUCGGUCAACGCCCCCGUCUCGGGCACUAUCGUCGAGCUCCUCGCCGCCGAGGAGGACACUGUCGCCGUCGGCCAGGACCUCUUCAAGCUCGAGCCCGGAGAGGUCGCCGCUGAGGCUCCCAAGGCCGCCGAGCCUGCCGCCGAGGCCCCUGCCGCUGCCGCCCCCGCCGCCGCUGCUGCCCCCGCUGCCGCCGCCCCUGCCGCUGCUGCUCCUGCCGCCGCGCCCGCUGCCCCCAAGCCUGCCGCCAAGAAGGAGGAGGCCCCCGCCGCCGCCAAGCCCGCUGCCGGCAGCCGCAACGUCACCCGCGUCAAGAUGAACCGCAUGCGCCAGACCAUCGCUACCCGCCUCAAGGCCUCGCAGAACACUGCCGCCUCGCUCACCACCUUCAACGAGAUUGACAUGUCGUCGAUCAUGGAGUUCCGCAAGCUCUACAAGGAGGGUGUCCUCAAGGCCGACGGCGUCAAGCUCGGCUUCAUGAGCGCCUUUGCCCGCGCUUCGGUCCUCGCCCUCCGCGAAAUCCCCGAGGCCAACGCCUCGAUCGAGGACGACCACAUUGUCUACCACGACUACGUCGACCUCUCGGUCGCCGUUGCCACCCCCAAGGGCCUCGUUACCCCCGUUGUCCGCAACGCCGAGGAGCUUGGUCUCAUUGACAUUGAGCGUGAGAUUGCCAACCUCGGUGCCAAGGCCCGUGACGGCAAGCUCUCGAUUGAGGACAUGGCCGGCGGUACCUUCACCAUCUCGAACGGCGGUGUCUUUGGUUCGCUCUACGGUACUCCCAUCAUCAACAUGCCCCAGGCCGCCGUCCUCGGCAUGCACUCGAUCAAGGAGAAGCCGGUCGUUGUCAACGGCCAGAUUGUCAUCCGCCCCAUCAUGGUCGUCGCCCUCACCUACGACCACCGUCUCCUCGACGGACGGGAAGCAGUCACCUUCCUUGUCCGCAUCAAGGAGUACCUCGAGGACCCCCGCCGCAUGCUCCUCCCCUCGCCUGUCUAAGCGGCGGCGUGUAGGAAAAACCAACGAGUAGUAUCAUGACAGACGGCAGUGAAUGAUGCAUAGUGCAUAAUUCAAA